AUGUCUGUAUUACAGUAUCAACGUGAUUACGAAGGGCAACCGGAUUCAAGCAUUCUCCUCAUCGCUAUGAUUGUGUUCUGCCUUUCUGUGGCAACUACAAACGCCCAAUUCUUCGGCUAUCCCUACAUGGGCCUAGGAUACGGUUACGGUGGCCUUGGUAUGAUGGGACUCGGAUACGGCAUGGGAGGUUAUGGCAUGUGGCUACGAUAA
Molecule: messenger RNA, 210 nt
Organism: Haemonchus placei
Lineage: Eukaryota; Metazoa; Nematoda; Chromadorea; Rhabditida; Trichostrongylidae
Source: the annotation of a GenBank genome assembly